UGCUUUGCUCCCCUUUGCUUUGUUUUUCUGUUCUAGUAUUUUUGUGGCGCAGACCUUUUAAGUAGGUAGGUAUUGCUUGAUAUCGUGGUAGUAUCAGUACCAACUUGACGUCUCAUUAUUCCAUAAUGAUUGAUAUGCCGUUCUCUGUCGAUCUGCUGUUACACUACUGAUACGAUACGAGAUAUCGAUCCGCAAACAAUUUGCAAGAUACAUUCAAACCUCUGAACAAAAAGGAAAAGAAGGACAAACAGACAGAGAAGAGAGAAAUUUAGAUUCACGACUAAAAUUUGAAACAAUUCACAUUCACUCAACAUGAGUGCCAGUCCGGCUGAGCGAAAAAGUAUAUUAAAAUCAAGGGACAUCGAUCUUUCAGAUAAUGCAACCGGCGUCGCAUCUUCUUCGGUGUCAACCAGUCCACCGAGAUUGACCCAUCAACGACACGGAUAUCGCAGAAUGGACUCCCAAGGUUCAGUUCAAUUUUCCCCAAAUCUCGAACAUGUUCAAGAAGAUACUCCUUACUCUACAAUUCCCUUGAUAGUCGAGGGCGAAUCGCCUGAAUCUGCGAACAUGUCUCAAGGAUUAGGAAUAUCUCGAAUGCCUACCUCUGCGAGUCGCAAAUCGCCAAGUCCGCCCAGUCCCUCGGGCGGAUUUUAUAGCCCACCAAUUGGGUCUGCAUCUUUGAUGACCUCUCCUGCAACUUCGACAAAUCGUUUACUGGCAUCUCCGACGUGGACGGAAAAUAAUACAUAUGGUGGGGGAGGAGACUUCUUGGACGUGGACCAAGGGCAAAGACGCAACAAUGAAUCUCUGGAUGAGCAAGACAUUUCUAGAGGAAAGAUUUCAGCUUUCACCGAGAGUCUGGACCAGGCUUUUGACACCCCGAAUAUUUCAAGGCUGAGCAGUAUUCAUGAAGAUCAUGUACACGACGAGAAACAUAUCGGAUGCGGGUGUGCAGCGAAUAAUGAUAUUCAUUCGCGUGUCAGAAGUUGGACGUCAGUAUCCGUUCUAUGCCUCUGCAUAUAUUCAACCAUAUUUUCCGGGAUUUGGUUUUUCAUAGCUGUUCUUCGGCCGCGAUAUGGUGAGCAUAUCAAGACUAAUGGUUCGUUGACGCCGUCAACUGCUUCAAUUUUGUUUGCCGGUUUUGCGAAAAGUAUCGAGUUAUCUUUCGUCACUAUAUUUGUCAAUUUCCUUGGCCAAGUCUUAAGUCGGAGGUCUCUUGUUAGGAAUUCCGAUGGUGUCACUGUUGCAGAGUUGACAAUGCGAACUUGGGUCAUCCAACCAGGAUUCAUGAUCACAAAUCCUAAAAUUUUGCGAAGAGCCGCAUGGUCAAUCUUAGGAGCAAUUACGUUGACGGCAGCUUUUGUCGCUAUGUUCUAUACCACGGCAUCAGAUGCCAUCGUUAGUCCUAGUCUCCAGUUUGGCAAGUGGGAACAUGCAGUAAUGAAAGGAUUGGUUGAAACAAGCUAUGGAAAUCCUUAUUAUGUUGCACAGAAUUGCGAAACUCCAAUCACAAAAGAAAUGGAUUCAGAAUACUCCGCUUCCACUUGUGUGGAUAUUGAUCACGCGGGAGAAGCCUAUCAUAAUUUCCUUGAGUAUGUUCGUACUUGGGCCGAUAUUGCUGCUGCUGGAGGAAAAGGUAAUUCGUCGAAGAUGGCAAAUCGGCCAAUUGUGACAGCCAACCUUUAUGACAACACUACUGUUAAAGCAUCAUGGAUUCGUACCGAUACUAGCGAUAUGGCUGCCAGCUAUGAAAAGUACAAACGUGUUGUUAACAACGUCACUCUCGCUAUGCCGCACGCUAAUGUCAUUUCCGCUGCGACUGAUUCAAUCAAUGGAAUCUUACAACCUUCUGAUCUUGAAGGCGUAGGAGAAUAUAAAGUUAAAGCAUCGGUAGUGAGCCCCACUAUCAAUGUUUUAUGUGUCAACAUGAAUAAAACAGAACUCUCGCCAAUCAUUUAUGUUGACUGGCCUAAUGCAAUCACAACUGACGCUCCAAAUAUUCCAGGCCAGAAAAUGGCUUGGAGUGGUUACUCAUCGGAGAUCAAUUUACAGCCAGGCCAGGAGUAUCUCAAUAGCACUGCGGUGGAUGAUAUAUUUGGGUGGGGCGCAGAUGGAAAACAGCCUCCAGUAUUUCCAAUGUUGCCUAUCGACUACAAUACUAUCACCAAUAUAUCGGUGUACAUGAGCGAUUAUAUAUACAUUCUUGCGAAAUCAAGUACCACAGCCGAUUAUACUGUAUGCGAAAUGAGCUCCUUUCUUGCAACCGACUGUAGCACGACAUAUUCAGCUUCUGGGGUAGGUGGAGUUCUGGAAAACACUUGCGAAGAUCCCAACGAUGAGAUCGCUUAUGACAAAUCCUACAACCCACCACCACCACCUCCCGCUCGACAACAAGAUUUUCGAAACAUCAUUUCGGAAUGGGCGCUUACAUUGUCUCUGAACACUGGAAUUUCAAAUGAUAAUGCUUCUAUUUCUCGAUUGCUUACACAAUUCGUCACGACAGCUCCUAGCCUGAAUACUACGUUACCCAGUCUCGCAGAAGCCCUCGCUUCGCUAUCUGGCUGCACCUUGUUGAUCAGUGCUCAGGGCGCUACCUACAGACAUUAUAUGGGAUACAACGCUACAAACGAAAUCGUAAGUCCCGGCGUCUACGAACCAUUCAACGCAUCAAUCUCCAGUCAAUCCUACACCUCAGGCCCGGCUGUUCGCUGGCAAAACAUGUUUUACGUCGUUCUUCUCCUCGUCUUUCUCACCAAUAUCUUCUGUCUCGGUUAUUUUAUCCGUCAACGCGGUCUUGUCACCGAUUUCACCGAAACACAAAAUUUAUUCGCUUUGGCGGUUAACAGUCCUCCUUCUCAACGCUUAGGUGGGAGUUGUGGCGCUGGUCCACAAGGUGAUCAGUUGAAUGUUGAUUUCCAUGUUCACCACGAAGAAAAUUCAAGUCACUUCUAUCUGAAGGAGGGGAAUAGUAGUAGUGUUUUUGAACCUUCGAGUUUUGAGCUGAAAAGCAGAAUAGGCUCGGUUACGAAGUUGAAAUCGAGAACGGCGAGCAGUUACAGUAUGUUGAGUAAUAAACGGAGGAGUAUUUUGUGAGUGAGGUGGAUCAAAAAAAAAUCAAAAUGAAGGCGAGAUAGACGGAGAGUAGCUAAUUGCAUAUGAGGGGCGUUUGAUAUGGUCGGGAUGUAUAGUGAGGGACUUGGAAAUACCCAUGAUAUGAUGAACUUAUGAAGUUUAUUAAUUGCUGCUUGCUAGAUGCAUCAUAAGUUUGACAGCGUCAGUUUCUAUAAUAAUAACCGGAAAAAUGAAUCUUCAGCCUAAUUAGUGGUUUAUAAAAUAAUUGAAGAUUAUUGAAUCUCGGUGGUGGGUUCUAGGUCUUUUGGUGAUGAAUGCGCUUUGCGUCGUCCAUGGGGAUCUUGCUUUUAUUGCGGGAAAGAAAAGAAAAGGAAUACUUAGUAGUGUUGCUUUUCAAUGGGAAAUUAGAAUCAUACAAUGAGCUACGACGAAACGAACGGACGAUUAGAUAUACUUAUGAGUUGAGAUUUCAAAUCCCGCGACAGAAGUAAUCGCGAGGUUCUCCGAUCUCCAUGUUGAGUAAACAUGACCAAGUUUCCUCUUCUCAUCGAGCAAUUAAAUGGGAUGGAGUUAUCGGACAUUAUUGGCGUAGCUAUGCGAUUUGUUUCUGGAGCGGGGUCUACGUCGGAGAUAGGAGUGGAGAGGAGGGCGCGGAGAUUUCUGGGUGUGGAUUUUUUUAUGGAAUUGGACUUGUGAAGUGUAGUGGGUGGAUUUCUCUGUUGCGAUCAGAUGGGAUGGGUGAUGGGUGGAUGGUGAGUGAGUGAGUCUGUAUAUAUUUUUUCUUAUGCUUUGAAUUGGUUAUCUUCACUUCAAGUAUUAUACGACUUUUAGAGUUCCAGCGCGUUCGAAUGUGGAGUUGUUGUGGAUUCAUUUUCUUACUUGAUAGAAUAGUGGAACCUCUCUAUGACCACAAAUUCUUUGUAAGCAGAGUCUCUUUAUAAGCAAAAUCUCUUUAUAAGG
Molecule: messenger RNA, 4032 nt
Organism: Botrytis byssoidea
Lineage: Eukaryota; Fungi; Ascomycota; Leotiomycetes; Helotiales; Sclerotiniaceae
Exons: 5
Coding region: 313-3093 (926 amino acids)
Source: RefSeq, a predicted model, not a curated record